UCCGCACCCUCAACCUAAAUAAAUACGCUUACAGGAAACCCUCUCUGAAUAACCUUUAAACUGACUGGGAGUAGACCAUAGACCGUAUUGGAAUACACAGGACAAGAAAAUUGUGACAACAUGUGGGAUAGGAUUAUUUUUUGUGGACUGGUGAUCUGUCUCAUCUGCCUCACUGACCAGACUCAGGGCCAGAAAACACCUUUAGUUGUUCAAGGGACAGAUUGCACACAGAUCAAAACUCUCUCCCCUCGAGCCACCAGUGGAGUGUAUGUCAUUCAGCCUGCAGGAGUCACAUCCCCCUUUAAGGUGUACUGUGAGAUGCUGGUGGACGGAGGCUGGACAGUCUUUCAGAGGCGCUCCGGGGCAGAGGUUCUUUUCAACAGGAAGUGGGCAGUGUACAAACAAGGCUUUGGGAAUCUACAGAAGGACCACUGGCUGGGUCUGAGUAAGGUGUUUGCUCUAACCAAGGGGGGCCGGGGGCUGAACUCGACUAUGCGGGUCGAUCUGUGGGACUUUGAAGGGGGCACUGCCUUUGCUGAGUACAGUGACUUCCGUCUGGGCACGGAGAAGGAGGCCUAUAAGCUGAACGUUGGAGCGUACAAGGGCAACGCAGGUGAAGCCAUCCGUGGGAAAUACGCCGGCAUUGACCAAAAUGGCUUUGGCUUCAGCACAAAUGACAAGGACAAUGACGGCUGCUCACCCUGCAUCUUUGGCGACAUCGCCGAGAACACGUGCAGCUUCUCGGAGGGAGGAGGAGGGUGGUGGUACAGCCGCUGUGGCUCUGCCAGCCUAAACGGAGACUGGCACCCCGCCGGCGAACACAUCGGCUGGAUCUCUGGCCUCCACUGGGCGACCUGGAAAGAACCUGUCCCGUACUCAACCCGAGCCAGCCGCAUGAUGAUCAAGUCUGUGUGGAAGAAGAUUAUUACAGCAAACUAAUACGAAAACAAAUCAUGAAACUAUUUCGUAAACUGAAAUAAAACAAUUAAGGCAAGGUUUGACAAACAAAACUAUACUGAAACUACGAUCUUUAACUUACUAAAAUAAAAACACUGGACCAGUUAAGGUUUAUAAGUCCAACAUGGUCAGAGCCACCAUGUUUCCAGUGAAGACAAAAUAUCAUGUGGACAUUUUAUUUGUUACACUGCAACAAUUAUGCAUAUCUAAUGAGAACAGUUUAAAUAGUUUGACAUAACUUAUAGUUUGGAAUGUUGAUAUUGCAUGCGUGUUCAAAUAUAAUUAUCUUUAGAACAUUUGUUUAGCACACACUUAGCCCAAACAUACUUAGCCCAAGUUCAGACACCAUUAGUUUGCCCUGUAAACAUGCUUGAAUUCACACAUUCAAAGCUCUGUGUUUAAAGUGAAAUAAAAAGUUGUACUUAUUGCAUAUUAAAUCAUUCAUGGUUUCUCAUCAUACAGUAAAUAGGUUGUUGUUCUCCUACCCUAGAAGCCUGGUUUCUAGCUUUGAUUGAAUAGGGAUAUUUAGCUUUGUUACACAUUGGUACAUUAAUCCCAGGGCUCACUUGAAAAAGAGAUCUCAAUGUGACUGAUCAUGGUUAAAUAAAGCAUAAAAAGAAUAAAA
Salvelinus sp. IW2-2015 is the source of this 1582-nucleotide messenger RNA. Its product is annotated as angiopoietin-4-like. Lineage: Eukaryota; Metazoa; Chordata; Actinopteri; Salmoniformes; Salmonidae. The record is from RefSeq and is a predicted model, not a curated record.